Messenger RNA from Cryptomeria japonica (Japanese cedar), 1345 nucleotides. Its product is annotated as vacuolar protein sorting-associated protein 60.1. The record is from RefSeq and is a predicted model, not a curated record. Gene Ontology annotation, biological process: late endosome to vacuole transport via multivesicular body sorting pathway; vesicle budding from membrane. Lineage: Eukaryota; Viridiplantae; Streptophyta; Pinopsida; Cupressales; Cupressaceae. The transcript is spliced from 7 exons. The coding region runs from base 175 to 885 and encodes 236 amino acids. Gene Ontology annotation, cellular component: multivesicular body.
UAAAAAUAUUCAGAGUUUUAAGAAAUGAAUUAUAAAGUUUUACAGGCGAAACCCAAAGUCUAUAUUCGAAAUUUAUUGGCGGGCAGAUCGCGUAGCGCAUAGGAGGCAGGCAUUCAAUCUACUCCAUUAUCAUUGUCUGGUACUGGUUAGAGGAAGUAAAACGGAAGUGAAGGAAUGAAGCGUCUAUUUAGAUCAAAAAAGGAGAAGCCGUCUCCUGCAUCUGUGGAGAAGGCUUCGGAGGAGUUGAACAAGAGGGGAGAUGUGGUGAACGAAAAAGUAAAGAAAUUGGAUGCAGAGCUGACCAUGUUCAAAGAGCAGCUGAAGAAAACCAGACCCGGCCCUUCUCACAACGCUCUCAAAGCACGAGCUUUGCGCAUCCUCAAGCAAAAGAAAAUGUAUGAAGGUCAAAGGGAUAUGCUUUACAAUCAAGCUUUUAGCCUUGAUCAAGUUUCAUUUGCAUCAGAGGGUAUAAAAGAUGCUCAACAAACUAUGGUGGCCAUGACAGUGGCAAAAAAGGAGCUUUCUGGAACUUUCCGGACAUUGAAGAUUGAUGAAAUUGAUAAAAUGCAAGAUGAGAUGCUGGAUCUAGCUGGUUACCGUUCUGAGAUUCAGGAUUCUUUGGGUGAAAGUUACUCAGUACCUGAUCAUUUGGAUGAAGAACUAAUGGGAGAACUAACUGCUUUAGAAGAUGACAUGGUAUCCGAAAUUCACAAUGAUCAAAUGCCUGCAUAUUUGCAACCUGAGAAAGCACAUGAGCUUGAAGCUGGUUUUGAAUUACCAUCUGCACCUUUUGAACAUGGACCAACUAAGCUUCAGCAUACUACCCAGGGUGUAGAUGAAGAUGAUCUUCCCGCUGCCCCUAAAGCGUCUUCGAUUAAAACUUGAUCCAUGCGGAAAUUGAGUAGAGUGGACUCAUUUUGAAUACGUCCAAAAUAACAAAAUUCUGUAUAUAGCAGCGUUUCUUCACAAUUUUUAUAGUGAUAGAUGUUUUGAUAACAUUCUUUAUCAUAAUUUGUAAGGAUACUAGAAUGCUAAGUAGAAGAUUAUUCUUUUCUGUUUAAGAGAUAAGUUAGAUGAUUAGUUUGUGAUUCAUCCAUUUCUUUCCAGUUAGAGCAAAAUCUAAUAGAACAUUGCAGUAUAAGUUUUUGUCUGAUAACUGGAAACAAGAAAAGUGUCAGGCUCGCCAUGCUGCGUUUAGCCUACAAUAGAUGUUGAAACUACAACAAAUAGCUAUAUACCUUGUAAGGAUUGUCUAGUCUUGGACCAGAUAAGUUGUUACUCUGUUGCCUGCUGGAUGUUGACAUUCUAUUGAGAUCAGUCCCAUUAACACUACAACCAUUCCUUA